This is a messenger RNA of Haemonchus placei, 345 nucleotides long. NCBI's taxonomy places the organism in Eukaryota, Metazoa, Nematoda, Chromadorea, Rhabditida, Trichostrongylidae. The record is from the annotation of a GenBank genome assembly.
AUGAUUACAGUGAAAGGUAAAGACCCAAUGAUGAUAGCCAACAAUUUGAAGCCUUACAAGCCGACGCAUCCGGGCGAGGUAUUGAAGGACGAACUGGAGUUUCGCGGCAUUUCCCAGCGUGGACUGGCGAAGAAAAUGGGUAUCUCGUAUUCAGCAUUAAACGAGGUGCUGAACGGCAAGCGCGCGCUCAACCCUGAGUUGGCAAUGAUGAUGGAGGCUGCAUUGGAUGUUGAUGCUGCUCCGCUUUUGGCCAUGCAGAACGAAUAUGACAUGCUGAUGGCCGAGCGCAACGAGUCGUUUAUGGAGAAAAUAAAACAUAUUCGCCGUAUCGCUGCUGUUUUUUAA